Messenger RNA from Emiliania huxleyi CCMP1516, 540 nucleotides. RefSeq lists its product as hypothetical. Gene Ontology annotation, molecular function: glycosyltransferase activity. The record is from RefSeq and is a predicted model, not a curated record. The transcript is spliced from 2 exons. NCBI's taxonomy places the organism in Eukaryota, Haptophyta, Isochrysidales, Noelaerhabdaceae. Bases 1 to 540 code for a protein of 179 amino acids.
AUGCAAGCGAGGAGGCCUGCACAAUCCGACGUGGAGGUUCGUCUUGCUCGACCACACGACAAACAUGCGCAGUACGUGGACAGGAAUCGUCUGCUGGGCCAGACACCCAACGAUAGGAGUGGGCGGGCGGCACAAUCAGACGUGGUGCGGCUCAACGUGCUGGCCAACCACGGCGGCGUGUGGGCCGAUGCUACGGUGGCGUGCAUGCAGCCACUCGACCUGUGGUUGGACGCGGCGCUCAAGCCCACAGGCUUCUGGAUGUACCGGGGCGACUAUAUUGGAGGCAAGCGGUCCCCGUGCAGCUGGUUUAUGGCUGCCGAGCGCGGCUCAAGCAUCGCGUGCGGGUGGCGCAGCUUGGGACAGGACUACUGGGCGGCGAGGCCGUGUGGUCUACCGUCCGGGCACGCCGGCGGCCUGCGCGAUUACUUUUGGCUGGACGGCGCCGUCCUUGCCCUCGACUGCGCCCUCUGCAAGGCGCUCGUCCUAGGGGGUGGAGUGCCGCGGGUGGUCAAGCUUGCGGUGAAGUCGUACUGGUGCUAG